Molecule: messenger RNA, 2228 nt
Organism: Anas platyrhynchos (mallard)
Lineage: Eukaryota; Metazoa; Chordata; Aves; Anseriformes; Anatidae
Source: RefSeq, a predicted model, not a curated record
GUUUAUUUAAGAUAUUUCCCCUGCAGGUGAAUUUCCACAGCUCAGGCUCGCUGGAAAGGGGCUGGCGAAAUAACCGCAGGAGCCACUUUUGGGAAGCGGGACACAUCCAGGCCGCUUGGUUGCAGCCCAGCGACCUGCGGCAGAUUUGUGUUUUGCUAGAUCUGGUUUCUUGCCUGCAUAAUCCUGGUUUUGAUGAAACCAUGUUUUUAAGAAGCAAAGAAAGUCCCCAGUGAGUGGUGCUGAGUCCGCUCAUGGCCGUGGUUCCCCAGGGGCACACCGAGCAGCAGGCAGCCCCACGGGAACGGCAAAGCCUCCAUCUGAUCUUCUGCCUCUCUCCAACAACAGACCUGAAAGGAGCACAGAGAGCGAUGUGGGUCUCCAGCACGCCCCAUGCGUGAUCCUCUUGGCUUGGCAAAAGGCAGCCCAAGGCCACUCCAAGGAGCUCUGGACGGAUGGACAUGCCAUUCUGUACGUCGUGUGGCUGUCAUCUGGAAGCUAACAUAAGAAAUGGCUCACUGGAGAGGAAGCGCCGUGGCUCUGCUGGAGCAGAUUCCUGCCUGCAAGCCGAGCGUGCGCGAGAAAAUGAUUGGGCUUUGAAAGCAACCCCCCAGCUGGAACAACACGUUGCUGCUCCGGUCGAAUGUCAUCACGGAUGAACUGUCUUUCCCCCUGAAAUCAUAUUUUCAGAAGAGCUGACAAAAAUGAUGAUGGGAAGCUGUCCCUGGAGGAGUUCCAGGCCUUUUUUUCGGAUGGGACACUCAACGAGGAAGAACUUGAGAAGCUCUUCCACACCAUUGACUCGGACAACACCAAACUAUUUUGCUGAUCAUAUGGGAGACUACGAAGAUGUCUUGGCCUCGCUGGAGACCCUGAACCUCUCCAUCCUGAAGGCGAUGGACUACACCAAGCGGGUCUACGAGAGCGGCAGCAACGUGGACCAGUUCGUCACCCGCUUCCUGCUGAAGGAGACGGCCAACCAGACCCAGUCGCUGCUCAGCUCGGUGGAGAGCGCCGUGGAUGCCAUCGAUGAGCAGACCAACCCUGCCAGGCACUACCCCGGCCAGGCUGGCCACGCGCUGGUGGAGCCCUGGUAUGACAGCCCCGUGCCCAGCUACGCGCCCCCUGCCCGCAUGGUGCCCAGGGACCACGGGAAGGGCAGCCAGACCGGUCCCUCUGACCCCAAGGAGGACGGGCUGGAGGGGCAGAUCAGCAGGCUGGCCGCGCUCAUCGGCAGGCUGGAGGACAAGACCCUCUGGUUUGACCUGCACCAGCGGCUGUCAGACAGCGAGAGCACAGCAUGCACGUACCUCCUCCUGGUGCGGGACGAGAUGACGGUGUCGCACAAGCACCUGGGCGAGUUCUGCAGCUCCCUGAAGCAGUAUCUGAAGAGCGUGGCCGGGGAGAGGGACUGCUUCCAUGUCACCGCGGUCAAGCUGCCCGACGGGGUCACCUUCAUCGUCUACGAGUUUUGGGAGACUGAGGAGGACUGGAAGAGGCACCUGCAGAGUGCCACCUGCAAGGGCUUCCAGCACGUCAAGGUGGACACCCUGAGCCAGCCGGAGGCCAUCUCCAGCGUGGCCGUGCCAGCCGCCUGGUGCACCCUGAGCCGAGAGUGACAGCGCCGAGGGCCUGGCCAUUUCCCCCCCCUCCUGACAGCCCCGGGAGGAUGGGAGGUGUGAGUGUCACCUGCCUGCGCUGAAGGAACCCGCUGUGACCCCCCCAAAACCCCUAAACCUCCUGCAUCCCACCCCUGGCUACCCCAUCCCUGGGGGCACCCCUCCAAGGGGGUGGGGGCAUGAUGAGGAUGGGGUGGGUAUGAGGGGGGGGCUGACCCCCCCCAAAAAAUGGGUGUUGGGAUCCCUGUAGGGCCCUGAUGGGGUCUACAGGAGAGGGAGUGGGGCUGUGGGGUGGCAGGGAUGGAAAUCUUGGGUUGCGGGGGUCCCCAGGGGUUUCCUUCACCUAUCGGGGUGGCAGCAGGUGCCCUGCAGGCUUUGGGGGUGGCUGUGUCAUGCCCCCCUUUCCCCAAACCCUGGGGUCUGUCCGUCCAUGCGUGCCUGUCCGUCUGUCUGUCUGUGCACACCCUGCCCGACCCCAUGGGCUGCCCGAGGGGGGUUUGGAGGGCUGUGUGUGGGGGGGGGGGGGCCUCACCAGGUCCCUUCCUCACCCAAGUGUUUAUUAACAGUAGAGCAAUGGAGACGAUACCGAAUAAAAUCGUGAUGGGAGACAGC